AUGUAUUCAUUUGCCAGCAAAAUCUAUAAAAGUGUAAUCGGAAAUUUUGAGGAACAAACAUCCGAAGAGGAUGAAAAUUCCAAAGACCAAACCUCUUCAAGCGAGCAAGCGAGUGUAAAAGUUUCAGAAACUUCAAAUAAUCACAAAGAAUUUGCGGUUCCAGCCCCUGUACCAAAAAUGCAAGUUUCAAAUUUUAACGGCACAACAUUGGAUGAUGUUGCAGAAUUCCCAAGCAAUGACAGUCCACAACGUGCCAAAAAACGUACACCACUCGAGAAAGCUAAUAAACUACGACAAAAAAUAGCUCUAGAACCCGGUCAUUCUCCUUUAGAUUGGGCAAAUUUGACUAAUAGUGGAGCUAACCUUCGAGGAGUUUCGGAAAUUAAAAAGUAUACAAUCGACGAAGUCAAUCAUCAUAAAACUAAAGAUGAUGCAUGGACGGUCUUUAAUGGCAAAAUUUAUAACAUUACUCCAUAUAUCAAAUUUCAUCCUGGAGGUGAAAAAGAGUUAAUGAGAUCAGCUGUGUCAACACAUUCAUGGAUAAAUUACGAAUUCAUGCUGGAAAAAUGUUUUGUCGGUUUUUUAGCAGGAGAGCAGCGUAAUUUAUUAAUCUAA
This is a messenger RNA of Funneliformis mosseae, 615 nucleotides long. Lineage: Eukaryota; Fungi; Glomeromycota; Glomeromycetes; Glomerales; Glomeraceae. The record is from the annotation of a GenBank genome assembly.